Folsomia candida is the source of this 950-nucleotide messenger RNA. RefSeq names its product probable glutathione S-transferase 9. Lineage: Eukaryota; Metazoa; Arthropoda; Collembola; Entomobryomorpha; Isotomidae. The record is from RefSeq and is a predicted model, not a curated record. Bases 125 to 778 code for a protein of 217 amino acids. The transcript is spliced from 3 exons. Gene Ontology annotation, biological process: glutathione metabolic process. Gene Ontology annotation, molecular function: glutathione transferase activity.
ACCUGUCUGGACAGACAGUCUUUCAAUUCAUGUGCACACACAAAUCAUCUGUAAUAUUUAUUCCAGUUGAACUCUGAUUUGUUUACAAAUUUUGAAAAAAUUACAUAUUCCACACUUUCAUAAAAUGAGUUCCCAACAAGAAACUUAUAAGCUGACAUAUUUAAGUCACCGUGGACUCGCGGAACCAAUUCGGCAAAUUUUUGCGUAUGCCGGAGUCGCCUAUAUCGACGAGAGACUGACCCAUGAAACGUUACCGGAACAUAAAUCACGUCUCCCCUGGGGAACGCUACCCGUUUUGGAGGUGCGUCCUGGUAAAACGGAACCGUCCUUUGUGCUCGCACAGGUCGCCGCGAUCGGAAGAUUUCUCGCUAAAAAAUUCGGACUUGACGCCAAAACUGAGGAAGAUUCGGCCAAAUAUGACGAGUAUGUGGACGCCUUGAAAGACUUUCAGCAAGAGUUCGUCACCUGGUACCGUGCAACCGAUGAGACGGUAAAAUCUGCAGUCGUACAGGAUAUUAAGGAGAAACACGUCCCCUUGUUUUUUGGCAAGUUUGACGCCAUUCUCGCCCGAAACGAGGCGGGUUGGUUGGUCGGCGACUCGCUGACUUGGGUCGACAUCUUUGCCGCGAAUCAUCUCUACAACUUCGCCACGUUUUUGAGCUCUGGAGAUAAAGAUAUUUUGCAAGAGUAUCCACAUGUGAGAAAAUUAGCGGAGAGGGUUUUUGCACUGCAUGGAAUUGCAAAAUGGAUUAAGGAACGGCCUGUAACACAAUUCUGAAAUCUACGAAUUAUAUACCUAGUAUAUUGAAUUUUUUGGUUUUAUUCGUUCGUAGUAAAUGCAAAAAUUUUGAGGAAAAUGUGUCAUACAUAAAUUCGCAAAUAUAGAUUCUGCAUUUCAUUAUUCUUCUUCCCUUACUGUGCAAAAUUUGAAUAAAUUUAAAUGCAAUAUA